This is a messenger RNA of Hevea brasiliensis (rubber tree), 806 nucleotides long. Its product is annotated as guanine nucleotide-binding protein subunit gamma 2. NCBI's taxonomy places the organism in Eukaryota, Viridiplantae, Streptophyta, Magnoliopsida, Malpighiales, Euphorbiaceae. Gene Ontology annotation, biological process: G protein-coupled receptor signaling pathway. The transcript is spliced from 4 exons. Bases 316 to 675 code for a protein of 119 amino acids. The record is from RefSeq and is a predicted model, not a curated record.
CGCAGUGGACCAUGCAGUGCCGGGCAGCGGAAUUGGCCAGAGGUGACGGCCUGAUGGGUCCCCAUUUUAUCGCAAAUCCCACAGCCUGUCUUGUCGUCAUCUCUUUCUCAUCUGUGCAUUCAAUUCAAUAUAUGCUUUAGUGGCUUUUCUUUCUUUUGACUGUCUCUUUUCUUUAUCAUUUAUGCUCAUAGUUUAUACACGCCCACGCACCCCUUCUCCCUUCAUAAUUUCUCUACACUUGGUCCACUUUCUUUAAUCAUUCAUUCAUUUGUGCUUACCCAUAACAGCCUCUUCCCUUCCUUUGACAUCUUCUUCAUGGAAACAGAUUCAACACCAAUGGAUGAUUCACUGCCGUCGCCAGGAGAACCAAGGCGGGAAGAUCAGCACCGGACACCAUCACCAUCAACUCUUCUUCCUAAAACACAGCCUAACGGUUUCUAUGGGAAGCAUCGACUGGCAGCUGCAAUCUCUAAUCUCCAAAACCAAAUCAAUUAUCUCCAGGAGGAGCUUGACCAACUUGAGGAGAUAGGUGAAGCCUCCAUCGUUUGUAAAGAGCUCAUUUCAAGUGUUGAAUCCAUUCCGGAUCCAUUGCUUCCACUGAGCAAAGGACCCACCAAUAUUAACUGGGAUCGGUGGUUCAAGGGAGCUCAGAACUCACGAAAACGCUGGAUCUAACAAGCUCCAAUCCAAGAAACUUUCUUUCAGUUACAACUUCCCGGGACAUUGUUAUUAACAAUUAUUAUCAAUCCAAUUCCUGCAACGUAUUUAUGGAAAUAACAAGUACAGCAGCUCCCCAACUUUUUGCA